GUCACGCGUACGGGGUGCGUGAACUUCCUGGUUGGGAUUUUACUUCCAACUGUCAACAGAAGCUGCGACGGAGCUCGACUAGAGCGACGUGUAUGAGUGAAACUUCGGUUCCGGUCCCGGUUCCAAAGCUCCGAUCCGCUGCCCCCCCUCCCCCUCCUCUCCGUCCAGCGUUGAACUCCUCUCGGAUGUGAAGAUGGCCGUUUGGAGGGUUCUGUCGGUCUCCGUCGUCUACGCAUGUUGGCUGAUCCUGACCGCCGCCGAUGACCUGCCCCCCGCCACCAACGGCACCGGGAGCGGAGCGGCGCCCAAGACCGGCGUGACGAGCCCCAGCCGGGCGAACACCCCGCUCAGCGGCGCCACCACCAACUCCAGCCGGGGGAACAGCACGCACCGCGGCGUCGGCACCAACGGGCUCGGCGUGGACAGCUCCAUGAUCCAGAGGGCCCUGUACGUCCUCAUCGGCAUCACCAUCAUCGGGGUGCUGUACUUCCUGAUCCGGGCUGUGCGGCUGAAGAAGCCCGCCCAGAGGAAGAAGUACGGCCUGCUGUCCAACUACGACGACUCGGUGGAGAUGGACGCGGUGGAGAGCGAAGACGACGACACGCUGUACGAAGCCCGCAGCCUGCGCAGAUGAGUCCCGCUGCGCCGGGUCCGACGGAUCUGACCCGCUGCCCCAUGGUCAGCUCGUAUUGAUCCGGGACGAACUGCAAGAGGACGAGGCGGACCAAACAGUCGCUGACGACAAAAAGCCAAAAACUUCCAGCUGCUCGGAGAAGCGGUGCAGGAUAAUCGAUGUUUUCUAAAUGUGGUGUCGGAUGGUAGAAACGCUGCUUUCAGGAAGCAGAUGGGACGCUUUGAUGGAUCCCCCUGAGGCCAAAGGUUUCUCCUCUUCCCAUAAUUUCCAUUAAGAUUAUUUCAGUCUGUAAGAGUUUCCUGUGUUUUUUUUUGUUUUGUUUUUUUUGUUUUGUUUUUCCCUCCUGGAUAUUUUUGGUUUGGUUUUGUGCUUUGAACUUCUGAGAAGCUGAGUGCUGGGCAGACAGCCCACCAGCAGGGGGCAGCAGUGAUUGGUCAGGAUCUGUCCUGCUGGCAUCCUGCUCUCAUAACACAGUGUUGGAAAACCUCUUUGGUAUUUAUGCUGAUUUUCUGACAUGAGGAUGAGAAUAAAACUUUGUACAAAUGUUGAUUUCUAAUGACUUUUUCAGGCUUUGUGAUGUUGCCUCGAACAGCAACGUGAUUGCAAUCUAAUUUUGAAUAAAAUUUUAAAAAUCAG
Messenger RNA from Fundulus heteroclitus (mummichog), 1270 nucleotides. It is a transcript of the gene fam174c, whose product is annotated as family with sequence similarity 174 member C. The coding region runs from base 194 to 634 and encodes 146 amino acids. NCBI's taxonomy places the organism in Eukaryota, Metazoa, Chordata, Actinopteri, Cyprinodontiformes, Fundulidae. Gene Ontology annotation, cellular component: extracellular region. The record is from RefSeq and is a predicted model, not a curated record. The transcript is spliced from 3 exons.